Adineta ricciae is the source of this 3420-nucleotide messenger RNA. The record is from the annotation of a GenBank genome assembly. NCBI's taxonomy places the organism in Eukaryota, Metazoa, Rotifera, Eurotatoria, Adinetida, Adinetidae.
AUGUUAACUGGAAUAAAUCCUUCAAUAUCUGACGAAGUUAAUCGUCAGUCGAGUGCAAUAGCUAAACGUCGUGAACAAUUACGUCGAUGGGACGAGUCGGAAACCAAUCGCGCAUCGACGACUAUCAAACAUUCUCAACGUGUCAAAUUCGAACAAGCCUAUAUCUUCUUAGCCGCAUGUUCAUCGGAAGAUAGAGAAGAAAUCGAUAAACUCUUACAGCGAAGUGUCGAUAUCAACACAUCGAACGUCGAUGGGUUAACCGCACUUCAUCAAGCAUGUAUUGAUAAUAAUUUACAUAUGGUCGAAUAUUUGCUCAACAAAAAUGCCGAUAUAAAUUGUCAAGAUAAUGAAGGAUGGACACCUUUACAUGCAGCAUCAUCAUGUGGAAAUCUCGAUAUUGUCAAAUAUUUGUUAUCUCGUGGUGCUAUUGUUGAUGUUUGUAAUAAUGAAGGUGAAUUGCCGAUUGAUAUCGCUGAAGGUGAAGAUAUUGCUGCUUGUUUGGAAGAAGAUAUGAGAAGAAAAGGGAUUGAUGAUCAACAAUCGAGAAAUUAUGAACAUCAACUAAUGAUCAAACAUGCCCAAGACUCAUUGAAUAACAAUAAAAAUGGUUUGAAAUCAACAGCCGACGUCAUUGUUCACUCACGAACAGGUGCGACAGCGUUACAUGUUGCCGCUGCGAAAGGAUAUUUAGAUGUUAUUGAUCUGUUGGUACGUGCUGGUGCAAAUUUAAAGUCAGUAGAUAAUGAUGGAUGGACACCUUUACAUGCGGCUGCACAUUGGGAUAAACAUGAUGUGAUUAAAUAUCUUGUAGAGAAAAAUGCCAGUCUAGAUGUGAAAAAUUACGCUGGACAAACACCACUUGAUGUUUGUGAUGGUGAAACAUUAGAAUUAUUGAAAGAAUUAAAAGCUAAACAACCUCCUAUGAAGAAUGAACCAAUUGAGACAGUCAAACGAAUUCUUCCAACUCGUCCAAUCGAUGAGCAAAAAUCAAUUCUACGAUCUGAAUUACACAAUGAGAAUUUAGAUAAAGUGAAUAAACCUUCUCAGGUAGAUGAGAAUUCUGCUAAUGGUGCACCGAAUCUCAAAGAAAAACUGAAUAAUCUUCAAAGAUCUUUACAUGAUUUAAGUAACCGUUACUCCCGAACAAAUCAAGAAGAGUCUUUCAUACCAAAUUUUUUGAUAAAUUCAACUCCGACUGAUAAUGAAGGAUGGACACCUUUACAUGCAGCAUCAUCAUGUGGAAAUCUCGAUAUUGUCAAAUAUUUGUUAUCUCGUGGUGCUAUUGUUGAUGUUUGUAAUAAUGAAGGUGAAUUGCCGAUUGAUAUCGCUGAAGGUGAAGAUAUUGCUGCUUGUUUGGAAGAAGAUAUGAGAAGAAAAGGGAUUGAUGAUCAACAAUCGAGAAACUAUGAACAUCAACUAAUGAUCAAACAUGCCCAAGACUCGUUAAAUAACAAUAAAAAUGGUUUGAAAUCAACAGCCGACGUCAUUGUUCAUUCGCGAACUGGUGCGACAGCGUUACAUGUCGCCGCUGCGAAAGGAUAUUUAGAUGUUAUUGAUCUGUUGGUACGUGCUGGUGCGAAUUUAAAGUCAGUAGAUAAUGAUGGGUGGACACCUUUACAUGCGGCUGCACAUUGGGAUAAACAUGAUGUGAUUAAAUAUCUGGUAGAGAAAAAUGCCAGUCUAGAUGUGAAAAAUUACGCUGGACAAACACCAUUGGAUGUUUGUGAUGGUGAAACAUUAGAAUUAUUGAAAGAAUUAAAAGCUAAACAACCUCCUAUGAAGAAUGAAUCAAUUGAGACAGUCAAACGAAUUCUUCCAACUCGUCCAAUCGAUGAACAAAAAUCAAUUCUACGAUCUGAAUUACACAAUGAGAAUUUAGACAAAGUGAAUAAACCUUCUCAGGUAGAUGAGAAUUCUGCUAAUGGUGCACCGAAUCUCAAAGAAAAACUGAAUAAUCUUCAAAGAUCUUUACAUGACUUAAGCAACCGUUACUCCCGAACAAAUCAAGAAGAGUCUUUCAUACCAAAUUUUUUGAUAAAUUCAACUCCGACUGGUUCACUAACUCGAUCUACGAUAAAAUAUUCUCUUUCAAGUCCACAAAGAACAUUCACAAAUCCAUUACAAUCUUUAACGACAAGGAAUUUAAAUUCUAAUGACAUAUUUUAUCGUUUCGAUAACACAUACGAACCAGUGAUUAUGUCUCAUUCGAUUUCAUCUACGAGACAUACGAACAUCAAUCGAUUGUUGAACAGCGUCAAUCAGACACAGCCACCAGAGGCAUCACCGAGAAGAUGGGGUACAACUGAUCGAACAGUAGGUGGUGAAACAUCGAAUAAUACGGGUCCUUAUGUACGUCGUCGAUCUGCUGCUGGUGUCAAUGAAUCAUCUCCAUCGACUGCACCAACUACAGUUGUUAGUGUAACAAGUUCUCUUCCUCCGCCGACAGCCAAUGUAACAGUGACAUCAAACGAUGAGAUUGCCAAUGGAAAGCGUCGAGCAGCCACUCGUGAAGAAGAAGCCGAAGCGCAACGAAAACAUCGUUCAGCUCAAGCACGACGCGAACGUCGAUCAACUCAAAGCGUCACGGUCGAAGAUAUCAAAGCAGCUGAACAGCAAAUUAAAAAUCGCACGAAUGAAAUCUCUUCGAUAAAUAACAAAAUCGGCGCGCCAUCAACACCGUCGACGAAUGAAAUCGAAACUGAACGUUUACAAAAAGUCAUCGAAGAGAAAAAAGACAAAGCUCGAAAAACGAGCGGAGGAAAUGAAGAUAAUGUGGAAACUAUUUUGGAUAUAUCGCGUCGAAAUGAAACUACAACUAUUGUUGCUAAUGAUUCGCUAAAUAUCGCCGAACCUCGACGACGAACUAAUCGUGUACAUAAUCAAAGAAAAAAUACGGGAAAGAUUAUUUGGAAUGAUGAGACAAAAGAAGUUGAAAUUCGAGAAGAUUCUGUUCCAAAAACGUCAAGCGAAGGUUCAGAUGAUCAACAACGUCCAACUCCGAUAUCUCGAUUCGAAAAUACUUCGAAAGAUUUGCGAACAAAUCGUUCACAAAGUCAAGAACCAUUGAAAAAGUCUUUGAAUAUCUCCACGUCAUUGCCAAUGAAUGGAAUCAAUUCAAAUAAUGAUUCAACAGUCAUGAUGAAAUUAUAUGAAGAAGCCAAACGAAGAAUCGACGAGUUAAAUCAAUGUAUCGAACGAUACGAACGAGAUAUUGUCGAACGGGAUCAAGUUAUUGAGAAAUUUAAAACAUCGCAGUAUAUCGAAUCUUCACUUGAUAAACGAGAAAAACGUGCUUAUGAACGAAAAAUCUCGGAAUUAGAAGAAGAUUUAAAGAAAAUGGAUUCAUUGAAAUCGGAUAAUACACGUCUAAAAGAAGAAAAUGCUGCAUUAAUUCGUGUUAUUAGUAAACUUUCGAAAUGA